CGCAGUACGGUCUCACUCAAUCAGCAGAGAGACAGAUAUCACGAACAUCAGCGUUUUCUGCACAUUUAUAUGAAUAUAAUAUAAUAUAUAUAUACAACGAUCCAAAGGAGUCGGCUAUUCUAUUUAAACAGAUUUAUUUAUUUAUUUGUAAUUAUUUGCACCAACGCUACCCAAGUGCAAUCAAAGAGAAUGUCGUUUGAAGAUGAUUUUUUAAGGAUUUCUAAUGUCAUAUCUUGGGCUGUGAUUACAUUAUGAGCAAGAGUCCGGAUGCAAAUCUCUAUGGUCAAUAGUUUGCACAAACUCCGCUAAUCAGAACCGCGCGCAUCAUUCACCUUCAUUCACCCUAAAACAUCCCACAGGGCAGCAGGACACCCAUCAGUGACCGUAUAGAAGACAUACUCGAAGCUGAAUGAUGGAGCAGAUCAGCGAUUGGUUCUGGAAUCAGGACUACUGGCUUCCUCCUGGGGUCAGCUGGGAGGAUAUGGAAAAGGUGGAGGGACCUUGGAGACCUCUCCCACGGGAUCUGUUCAUCUCUCUGCCGAUAGCUCUGGGGUUCAUCAUGCUUCGUUAUGUGUUUGAGAGAAGUGUCGCGCUUCCUCUGAGCAAAGCUUUUGGGGUGAAAGAUCGAGUUUGUUUGAAAGUCACUCCUGCCCCAAAUCUGGAGGCCUUUUACACUAAAAACAGCAGACAACCGGCACAGAAUGAGAUCGCCAGCCUCGUGAAACAAAGCAGCUUGACUCAUAGACAGGUGGAGACCUGGUUCCGUAAUCGUAGGAACCAGGAUCGGCCGAGCAACAGUAAGAAGUUCUGUGAGGCCAGCUGGAGAUUUGUGUUCUACCUGGUUGCUUUUACCACGGGACUUGCUUCUUUAAUUAACACGCCGUGGUUCUGGGAGCAGAGAGAGUGCUGGAAGGGAUAUCCUCAACAGCCUGUGCAGGACGUUCAUUACUGGUACUACAUGCUUGAGCUGGGCUUCUACUGGUCACUUCUGCUCUGUGUGUCUGUGGACACCAAGAGAAAAGAUUUCAAAGAACAGAUCAUCCAUCACUUUGCCACCAUAUUCUUGCUCAGUUUCUCAUACUGUUCCAACUACAUUCGGGUGGGCACGCUGGUGAUGCUCCUCCACGACUCCUCGGAUAUCCUCCUCGAGUCUGGCAAGAUGUUCAACUACGCCGAAUGGAAAAAGACGUGUGAUCCAUUGUUUGUGCUUUUUGCUGUUGUGUUUCUGUUCACACGCCUGGUUGUGUUUCCGAGCAAGAUCAUCUACACCACUCUUGUUUUAUCCAUGGAAGAGUAUGAACCCUUUAUGGGAUAUUAUUUCUUCAAUGUUCUGCUGAUGGUGCUGCAGGUCCUGCACAUUUACUGGGCUUAUCUUAUCCUCAAAAUGGUCUACAAGUUCCUUUUCUUUGGGAAGCUGGACAAGGAUGAACGCAGUGAUGUUGAGAGCGAACCAGAGGAGGAGGAGAAGGAAGAUCAUUCUUCCUGGAGGAAGAGGAAUGUUGUGUUGGAUUCCAGUCUGGCCAUGCUCAACUCCAGCUGUGUCUUAAAUAACUUGACCCAACAGAAAGCUGGCACAACCAGACGACUGCCUAAAGCUAGAUAGCAACAAUGAUGUACUUGUUUUUAAGCUGAGGUGUGUCACAUGUAUAAAUAAUCUAGAUUUUUCCAUUCUAAAUUGCAGUGAGAACAUCUGCUUUCAAAUGCACAUUAUUAAACCGCAUCUGUGCUGUAAUCUCAUAUACACAGAUUACUAAGUAAAGGAUGAAAUAUUUUUGUGGGUGGGGUAGACUACGGAUAUCUUAAUGUAUUUUAAUGUUGCCUAAUUGCUUUGUUAAAAGAGCAGAAUUAAAUGCUAAUUCAUUAAUGAGAAUACCACUUGCUGAUAUGCAUUUAACUCAUAUAGGCAACUAUAAGAGAUCGGCACUGUAAUUCUAUAUCAUACACUAAUGUACGUCUCACAAAUGACAUCUUUGCAUAACUUAAAAUACGCUAUUUAUUGUGCACCAAUCUGAGAGGGUAAAUAUGUCAAAUUAAUGAUUUAUUUUGUAAAUAGAGCAACUGUAAGUUUAUGACGCUCCUUAAUUUUUAUAACCAUAAACUAAUGUUCCCAGAAUGUUGCAGGGAGGUUGUUAUGACAACCUAAUAAGAACCUACACAGAACGUUCUCUAAUGGCUAUUUUUAAGUUGUAUUUUUAUAACCAUAAACUAACCUUCCCAGAAUGUUGCAGGAAGGUUUUUGUGACAACCUAAUAAGAACCUACACAAAACGUUCUCGAAGUUAUUUUUAGGCUUUAUUUUUAUAACCAUAAACUAACCUUCCCAGACCGUUGCAGGAAGGUUUUUUUUUUUUUUUUGUGACAACAUAAAAAGAACUUAAACAGAACGUUCUCUAAUUGUUAUUUUUAGGUUAUUCUUUUUUUAUAACCAUAAACUAACGUUCCCAGAACAUUGCUGGGUGUUUUUUUCUUUUUAGGUAUAACCUUAUAAGAACUAUAGUACGUUCUCUAAUCGUAAUUUUUUUAGGUUUUAUUUUUCACAAUAUUUGUAUAUGUACAUAUAUAAGGAAGACCGACAUGAUUACGUCAUUCACAGUGCAUUAUGGGAGUGGGCAGUCUCGCGAGUCAUUUUUCGCGGGUUUCGUUGGCUGCGGUUCUCUGAUUGGUGGAUCUUUCUCUGCUGUAUCAUGGGUAAUGUAGUUGUUUACCAUGAAGUCCGCUAUCAAACUUGAUUUUUAAUCAAUGAAGUUGAGGUGACGCAGACGGAUUGCUUCUACUGAAGCAUAACCCUUCGACGAACAACAUCGCAGCUCAUGGUAGGUCUGUCUUAAAAGGUUUAUAAAUUAUCGUUGAAAAUCAAUUCAUCUAUGGGAUGAGUAUCUCUCUGACUGACAAUCCUUUGUCGAUUUCCUCAGUAAAUAAUAAUUCUAGAUGUGAGAUUAAAUAAAUGUGUUACUGAUUUGAUAAAGGUUUGACCCAUAUGAUCGAAAAGAACAUGAUGUAGGAGUGUAACCAAGAAGUUUUUUUUAAUUAUUGACUACAAAUGAAGAGAAUCAGAUGUAUCGGCUAAACUGUACGCUUCAGUUGUUAGAAAUUAUUAAACGGUUAGCCUUUUAAGGUUAAUUAAAUGUUUGUUACAUUUUUAAUGUCUUGUCAAUAAAUUUCUGAUUUAAAAAA
Molecule: messenger RNA, 3173 nt
Organism: Xyrauchen texanus (razorback sucker)
Lineage: Eukaryota; Metazoa; Chordata; Actinopteri; Cypriniformes; Catostomidae
Gene: cers4b
Product: ceramide synthase 4b
Exons: 11
Coding region: 410-1603 (397 amino acids)
Biological process (GO): ceramide biosynthetic process; regulation of DNA-templated transcription
Cellular component (GO): membrane
Molecular function (GO): DNA-binding transcription factor activity, RNA polymerase II-specific; sphingosine N-acyltransferase activity; DNA binding
Source: RefSeq, a predicted model, not a curated record